AUGGCGGAGCUGGAGCUGCAACCGGAACCUGGCUGUUUGACAGCUUGGUUCGAUCGAGCAGCAGUGUUCUGGGUGCUGGCAGUGGAACGAUACCUCUCGGACUGUCCUGUUAGCCGAUAUGACGUGACCCUGUAUGGCCAAGGAGACGGAGACUGGGCCACACUGAAAUAUUCGCUGUCUCCGCAGCUAAACUUUUUAGUGGAGAGAAACGUGUUAUGCUCCGGCUGCCAGCUGAGAGUGAGCCGUUGCUCGGUGCUGUCGGACGGGUUUAGGGUGAUAGAGAGAGCCGAGGUGUUGAAGGGAACCAUGCCACCGCCGGCAUAUGUUGCGUCUCUGCCCAUCCCACCUCCCUUACGCUGUCGUAUUAAGUACUACCUGCCCCUAUGGGAGGAGAGUGACUAUUAUGGGGAGGACUGGAUUAUGCAAACGCACAGCCAAGAAUUUGUCAACCUGGAAGAUGAACAGAUAAUCGCACUAAAGGAGUUGCAAUUUAAUUGGAGAGGAAGGUUGAAAAUGGCUCCCCUACUGGUCAGAGUAAUGUACAAAUCCAGAUUAUGGCAUUAUGGAACAGCUGGCAAGAAUAUUGAUUGGCCUUAUCAGGCGUACUUUGAAGUUGCUGACUCAUCAGGUAUGAUGUCAGUGGUUCUAUGGAACUCCCUGUGUCCAAAGUUUUUUCGAAGUUUAGAAGUUGGGACAGUAAUCCUUAUUCAGCGGUAUGUAGUGAAGGAUGCAUUUCAGAUGAGAACACGACCGGUUUCGUACUACCCUGACUUAAAAACAUAUAAAGAAAUAGAUAUUUCCUUGAACCCUCAGAAACCUGCUGCUGAUAUUAAGAUUAUUCCACCAAAACAAGUCAAACCUGAGUGGAGGCUUCCUAAUAUUAAGUAUCGUUUUAUUACUAGGGACCAAUUGGACACUCUCCCAGACACCUAUGUUUGUGAUGUCAUUGGCCUUGUCACUUUUGUUGGCAGAUGUGAAAGAAUCCGAAAGAAGGAUAAUGCUUUUUGGGUUCGACGGUUUGUUGAGAUGAUAGAUCAAACAAGUAUGAAACCAUUUAUUCUGGAACUUUAUUGCACUUCUCAACCAGACAUCUACAAUCAACUACAUCCAGUGAGUUUCUUAGUCUGCACUCAAAUGAGGGUUGUCAGGAACAACUUCCAUGGUGGAUGCAGCAUUGCAUAUUUGACUUCAACCAGUGAGACUCAGAUUUACAUCACAGGUUAUCACAAAGGAAGACCAUACACAACUGACAGUACAGUUAGAAGAUUUAUUCAGUGGGCAAAAUCGCAACAUAAGACACAUUUUCUAGAAAAGUCUGCGGUUGGAGGAUAUUAUUCUUUUCCUCCCUUGCCUUCAAACUUUCAGGCAUACAGUCAAAACAUGAAAGGUAUGGUCGCUCUUGUAUCACUGUGGGAGUUUAAGGAAAAUGUAGAAAGUUUGCAUUAUAGGGAACACAAGCAUAUGGUUGUUCAAGGAGUCAUUACUGCUGUCAAAUAUAAAUCUCAAAAUACUUUGACUGGAAGUUUAAUGGACAAGAAACACACUCAGUACGAUGCUGGUACCUAUCUGACAAUGUGGGAAAUUAUGCAGCUUUUACAAUCUGGAAGAACUGAGCUAAACAAUUGCACAUCUAAUGAAUAUAAAACCAAGAUGGUUAAUGACCAGUCAUCAACAGAUGAUUAUUUACAUAACAUCAGUAAGACCAUUGAAAGUUUGGAGUCUAAAGAAGAGGAUACGCUCCUUGCAAGAUCGACAAAAUAUGAAGCUAUUCAGGCAUCCACCAUGAAAAAUUCAGCUCCUGAUCUUGAUCCAAAUUCAUUGUCCAAUAGUGAAGAAACAGAAGAUGAAUAUUUCACUGCUGAUGAAGAUAUCUCUGAAAUGGAUGAAGUUCCAACAUUGAAAUUGUUAAAUUGGUCAUGGGAAAGUUCAAAGUGGUCAGAGAUUAAAAGUCGAGUGAAAGAGUUCUUGUCAUUUGGACGUCUCCUUCCUGAAAGUUGUCCACAAAAAUUUGAAUAUGCAAAAAAGGAAGCAAUAAUGAACCAGCAUAACCUCCAAUCAUCAAGAUGUUCUUCAUUAUUAUUUGAUUCCUCUAGAGAUUUUGCCACUGCUUGGAGUAAUGGUUACUAUGCAUUGACGAUUGUUGAUAUGAUCAGUAAGUUUGCAGAUGCCAUGAAAAUUGAUGGUGUGAUAAGUAGCAAGCAAGAAAGUGUUAAACUACAGGGUAAUAUAGAUCGGCUGAAAGUGGGAAAUUGUCUUAAUCCUUAA
Messenger RNA from Stegostoma tigrinum, 2265 nucleotides. RefSeq names its product RPA-related protein RADX-like. Gene Ontology annotation, molecular function: single-stranded DNA binding. Lineage: Eukaryota; Metazoa; Chordata; Chondrichthyes; Orectolobiformes; Stegostomatidae. The transcript is spliced from 14 exons. The record is from RefSeq and is a predicted model, not a curated record. Gene Ontology annotation, biological process: regulation of DNA repair. Gene Ontology annotation, cellular component: replication fork. Bases 1 to 2265 code for a protein of 754 amino acids.